This is a messenger RNA of Parnassius mnemosyne (clouded apollo), 1218 nucleotides long. Lineage: Eukaryota; Metazoa; Arthropoda; Insecta; Lepidoptera; Papilionidae. The record is from the annotation of a GenBank genome assembly.
AUGAAUUCGUCGAGCAUGAGCUCUGUUGUGCCGACUAUUAAGUGUGAGGAUUCGCCAUCGCCGACGGCGCCCGUUGGCACUGAAGGCGAAGGGGGGGCUUUCAAAAUGAGCAUCAAUGUAAAUCUCAGUACCGCCAUGAUGAACCUCCUCGCAGCGGACAACGCAGGGCCAGCGCUACGCACGCCUGAGAUCGUCAACGAUGUUAUAACCAUGACCAAUCCCCUGGACCAGUACAAUUACAACGACAAAAAUUCCAAAUUUCAGGGCGGAAGCGGAAACGACUCCAACUCUUCGAUGUCCAACGGCUCAUCUGCAACCUCGCCGGCUUCGGGAACCCCGCCCAGCAUACAAAAGACGUGUUCGGAUCUAAUCAAGGCUGGUUUGAAGUUGUCUAUAGAGUCAAAGCGGAAGAUGUCAGGCAGCGACACCGACGGAGGAAUCAAGCGAUUCAAAAAGGAAGAGAGUGAUGAGGAUUACGAUAGCAGUCACACGCAAACAGUCAAAAAUGAAGGGCUGACCCCGGAAGACGAGGAGCGAAGGCGGCGUAGAAGAGAACGGAAUAAAAUUGCAGCAACAAAAUGUAGAAUGAAGAAACGCGAGCGAACAGUCAACUUAGUAACAGAGAGUGAAGUUUUAGAAAACCAAAAUAUAGACCUCAAAGCGCAGCUUAAGGAUUUAGAAGUUCAAAAGCGGCAACUUAUAGAUAUGCUGUCACUACAUGCAGCGUCAUGCGUGAAGAACAACAAUCCCAAUACGAGAACAUCUCCACCAGCACAGUACAACAUGAUCCGUACAUACGAACCGACAUCAUUCCCAGCAUCGUUCGACGCUCAAUCACCCUACAUCCGACCGGAGUCCGCCAACAUUCUCGCUUCCAGCUAUACCUGCGUCACUCCCCUAAACGGAGACUCCUCCAUAGACACAAUAUCCUCACUCGACACAACGUACAUAACCCAGCAAAUUAUAGACGUCGACUACAACAGGCCGGACAGUGUUCUAAGUCUGCCACCCAAUUCGGAUCCUCAUUACAUCACCACCGAUGGCUACAUGCCGAAAGCAACGAACCUGCUCGUUCCAAUCGAACACGAAGGGGAAUAUUAUGAGACCGAAGUGAACUACAAUUUAUCGUCCGCCCAACCGUGCCAUACUUAUCCCGGUACGAUCCCAGAUGCUCAAACGAAAAUCGGCAAUAGCCUCAAUGACGGUUGCCUCGUUUAG